Molecule: messenger RNA, 2418 nt
Organism: Galeopterus variegatus (Sunda flying lemur)
Lineage: Eukaryota; Metazoa; Chordata; Mammalia; Dermoptera; Cynocephalidae
Gene: MIS12
Product: MIS12 kinetochore complex component
Exons: 2
Coding region: 646-1266 (206 amino acids)
Biological process (GO): mitotic cell cycle; protein localization to kinetochore; mitotic sister chromatid segregation
Cellular component (GO): chromosome, centromeric region; nucleus
Source: RefSeq, a predicted model, not a curated record
UGUCCACCUGGGUCGCGGGCUCUUAGGCAACUAAACUCGCUGAGAUGGCCUGGGCAUUUCCCGCGUGUGAUCUACAAAUAUUGACUAGGCUGUCCUCAUCCUGCUGUCGGAAACUCUGCCUAGCAGAGAAGACGAGACGGUACAACUUGAUCAGUCAGUGCCCGAAAAGAAGUCCUGAUGGGACUACAAAGGAGUGAGUGGGUCAUCAGGGAAGUGUAUUUGAACUGGCUCUUGAAGGAUAUUUGGCUAAGGCAUUCCUCCUUGGGGGGAGAACGUGGGUUUUGUUGGAACAAAGGGUAGCCAGAUCAUGGCACGAGAGGUUAAGAACAUCAUAACUUUACUCGAUGGGCUAGGAAGAAGCACGAACGAGUUUUGGAACACCGAAGUGACUGUCAAGUCUGGUCGUAUAUAAGAAAGAAACCAAGUAAAAGGCUGGAGAGAGUAGUUUUUUAAAAGGAUGUGAACUGGUAAUUCACAGGAAAGAAACCUCCCUCAUAUAUCACCCUCACAACCUGCUGAUAAAACCAUGCCGGUUUAUUGCUUACCGCGGAAGGAGAGCAACACCUCGACAGACCUUUGGCAGUGACUCUUAUGAAAGAAAGAUUAUUUUUCACAAUCAAAAAUAGCAAAGCAAAAUAAGCCACGAUGUCUGUUGAUCCAAUGACCUAUGAGGCCCAGUUCUUUGGCUUCACACCACAAACUUGCAUGCUUAGGAUCUACAUUGCAUUUCAAGACUACCUCUUUGAAGUGAUGCAGGCUGUCGAGCAGGUUAUUCUGAAGAAGCUGGAUGGUAUCCCAGACUGUGAGAUUAGCCCAGUCCAGAUUCGUAAAUGCACGGAGAAGUUUCUUUGCUUCAUGAAAGGACGUUUUGAUAACCUUUUUGGCAAAAUGGAGCAGCUAUUUUUGCAGUUGAUUUUGCGUAUUCCCCCAAACAUCUUGCUUCCUGAAGAUAAAUGUAAGGAGAUACAUCCUUAUAGUGAGGAAGAAUUCCAGCUUCUUCAAAAAGAAAUUGAACAGUUACAGGAGAAGUAUAAGACUGAAUUAUGUACUAAGCAGGCCCUUCUUGCAGAAUUAGAAGAGCAAAAAAUUGUUCAGACCAAACUCAAACAGACAUUGACUUUGUUUGAUGAGCUUGAAAAUGUUGGCAGAGAUCAUGGGACUAGUGAUUUUAAGGUGAGUUUGGUGUCCCUAGUUCAGAACUCCAGAAAACUACAGAACAUUAAAGACAAUGUGGAAAAGGAAGGCAAAAGACUGAAAAUAUCUUAAUUUCUAACUAGUAAAAAGAAAGAGCCUGUCAGAAAUUAGAAUGGUAAGGAAUUUACACCAAUGACUGUUCAAGCAACUGUAUAUUUUAUUAGAUAUUCUUUUUUCAUUUUUUCUUGUAUUCCACAUCUUCCUCGUUUGGUCCACUCUCCUGAAGUAUCUAUAUACUACCUUGAACUAGUCUUUGAAGCAUCUGUUCCUUAGAGGCCUCUAAUAGGUGGGAAGGGAUUUUUGGUUCAAUAACAGCUCAUUUGGGGGCAUGAUUGAAGAAAUGAAGAUAUGACCAGUCAAAGAUAUUUGUAUAGUUGUACCUUGUUCAUGAGUCUUUUGUGACCUUGAUCCUUUUGGCUUAUUCUUUGGAUGACACAAAAAGAGAAAAGGGUUAAUGGGUGGCUCCUUUAUUAACCAGUCAUUACACUGUGGGACAGCCAACAUACAGAGCUUGCUCUUGCCCAGUGACUUUUCUUACAUGAGGAAGUUGAUAACUUGUUGAAAGAAGUAACAAAAAAGACAACCUUAAUCUUUGGUAAAAGAGAAAGAAGUUGGUUUUGUUUCCAAAAUAAAUCUUUUCCAUGACUGAGGCCCCGGUGAUGUAAGCAAUUUACUAUCUUGGAGUCUAUCAGGAGAAGAUUUUGAACAAAAAUAAGAUCCCACUGGAAUAGAAAAGGAAGCAGAGCAUACCCAAUUAGUGAAAUUUAUAUUUGCUGGCUGUUAGGAAUUUAUACCUGUGGGUUUUUUUUUUCAUACUUCACUUAGUUUUAGAAUCUGCUUUGUAGCUAAUAUUUAAUUAUCUUAUUUAUUAACAUUCAUAAGCAUCAAAUAUUUGGUACCCUAGUGGGAAUUUUUAGCUGUAUCUUGUGCUUAAAUUCAGUGGAGUCUAAUAUGUCUUUUUGUAAUUGGUCCAUGUGAGAUGUUAGAUUAUCUAAGGAAAGGGAAGAAAUAGCAAUGAUAGCUCUUAAGGUAUUAAAUGCCCUCUGUGUCUUCCUAAAGAACAGGAUUUGGAGUUUCUCUUUUAUGUAGAGAAGGAGUAACUUAGGGUAUUAAUAUUUGUAAUGAAAUAUUCAUAGAUUUAGGAAACCCUUGUUAACCUGAAAUAUAUUCAUUUUCAAGAAGUCCUUUUUCCAGUCCUCUACAUUAAAUAUAUAUGUUUUAAAA